Messenger RNA from Fomitiporia mediterranea MF3/22, 2447 nucleotides. RefSeq lists its product as uncharacterized. Bases 162 to 2216 code for a protein of 684 amino acids. Lineage: Eukaryota; Fungi; Basidiomycota; Agaricomycetes; Hymenochaetales; Hymenochaetaceae. The record is from RefSeq and is a predicted model, not a curated record. The transcript has 9 exons.
UGCUUUCUUACUUUCUUUCUCUCUUUCAUCCUCCUUAGUCGUUGAACGGCACAUCUUCUUCGCAUCCAUCCAGGCCUGGUGUCAUCCUUCCGUUCAUUUACAUUCACUUUUGACCUUCAACUCCAACACUCAUUUAUCCGACCGUCUGUGUGGAAGCAAGUAUGUUCAGCAAGCAGUUCAUCUCUUUCGUGGCAGUUGCCAUUUCCCUGCUGUCUGCGUCUGAGCAAGUCCUUGGACGCGAGCGAUGGCUUGAGAGGGACAACAAGGCGGUCUUCCUUCACCCUCGUCGUUUCGGGCAGGAGAACCCCGCUGUGCUCAGCCAGUUGAGUUCGGCAUGCGAUGGUGGAGUUUGCGCUACCCUCGCGGGUCAGGCGAUCUCGACGUUGCUUGCUGGUGCUGAUGAAUGCGCUCAGCAGGAUAUGGCUGAUCAGAUAAUUGAUGCUGCCCAGCAGUUUGACGAUGCGACUAAGCAAAACAUGAUUAAUCUUGCCGUGCAAUUCCGCCAGGCAGAGAAGAACACGCCUCCGGAUUUCACCACGAACCCUCCGACGAACAGGAACUCCGUCUUCUGUCAGAAGGCACCAGCAAACGCAGAACUUAAUGGCCUCGUCCAAGCACAGGACCCAGCCAACGACCCGAACAUCUUCUUCGACCCUGCUACGAAGAGCAGCGUUACGCUGGGCAGCCAGCCAAAUACGUUCCCCUUCGGUACGGCUAGUUCCGCUUCUGCGUCUGCUGGGAACGCGACGAACGUUACUGCGAGGGCCGUUGAUGAUGCCACGGAGGAUGAUGCAUGUGAGUCGAGUGUAGUGACUGUCACUGUCUCUGCAACUAACAAUGCCGCUGCUGCUGAAACUGGUGAUUGUACUCUUGUCACAUUGACUGUUGGUGCUGAUCCGACUGCGACUGCUACGAACGCGGGCGAUGCGCCGGCAGCUACAAGCACUGCUGCUUCCGGCAUCGGUGACUUCGGUUCCUGCUCCGUCCCGCAAAUCGAAUUCGGUACAGGUUUCGACAACAGGAAGGAGACGAGUUUCGAGCCUGUUGACGAGGCUUCGUUCAACCAUGGAUCGGCGCAGAACAUUGAUAUCAUUACGCAAUUCAUUUGUGAUACUUUGACGAACAGCUGCGGUGCAGACCAGACUGCGAAGGAUACCUGCAAGACCGCCCAAGCUGCUGCUGAUGCGCAGACUCCCAAGACUGGUGCUCAGGCUGAUGCAUUCAAUGCUGCCUUCGGCAUUACGACGAACUUCGCGAGCGUUGCGGCAGUCGAUGACCAAGGCAACGUCGUCGCUGGUACAGGUUCUGGUACAGCUGCAUCUAGUGCUGCUGGAUCUGAUGACGCCGCUGCGUCAAGCACUGCUGCUGCGGUUACCCCUGCAGCUACGGAUAGUUCUAGCAGCUCUAGUAGUUCGUCAACGAGCACUGGUGCUUCUUCGGGUGCUGCAUCCGGUGUUGGUGACUUUGGCUCCUGCUCUGUCCCGCAAAUCGAAUUCGGUACUGGUUUCGACAACAGGAAAGAGACGAGCUUCGAGCCUGUCGACAAGACUUCGUUCAACCACGGAUCUGCACAGAACAUCGACAUCAUCACCCAGUUCAUAUGCGAUACGCUGACAAACAGCUGUGGUGCGGACCAAACCGCAAAGGACACUUGCAAGACCGCUCAAGCCGCCGCAGACGCACAAACUGCAAAGACUGGUGCUCAGGCAGACGCAUUCAACGCUGCGUUCGGUAUUACCACCAACUUCGCGAGCGUCGCAGAGGUCGACGACCAGGGUAACGUCGUCUCCGGUACUGGUUCAGCCGCUUCCGGUGCAGGGAACGCAAACGCUGGCAACGCGAACAACAACGCUGCCUCCAACGCUACUCCCGCUGCGUCGUCUAGCGCGGCUGCAGCAACUGCCACGGCUGCCUCCAACUCUGGUAACUCUGCCAGCGGUUCGUCGGCGGCGAGCGGAGGUAACUUGCAGUCCUUCACUGGUAACCUUGGUGCAUCUGCUCCGGCGGUGACGGCCCUUGGGAACGGCCAGUUCCAGGUAGACGGAAACUCGGCGUUUAACAGCCUCCAGAACGCUCUUACUCGUUCUUGCGACGUACAGCACAACCAAUGUGCCAACGCUGCGAACGCCUCAGGAAACCAGGGUGACCUGACAGUCGAUGCAUGCGGGCAGCAGCAAGAUCAAUGCAACGCGCAAGCUCAAUCAGCCUCUGCGUAAAAAUUUGUUACCUUGGCAUCUUGCAUCUUGCAUUUCUCUCGUGCGUAGAGUUAGAACUCUAUAUACUUGUCUACCUGUCUACCUGUCGCAUGACGGACGGAUUUUAGUUAUUAUUUGACUGCUGGAUACCACCCACCCCCUUUUUAUUGCUGUUUCUCCUGUAUUCUUACGAUUGCAUUGGUUUUGAUUUUUGAAUUCUUUCUCGUUUGGCUUGACUUGAUUUUCAAUGAG